Molecule: messenger RNA, 3956 nt
Organism: Eleginops maclovinus (Patagonian blennie)
Lineage: Eukaryota; Metazoa; Chordata; Actinopteri; Perciformes; Eleginopidae
Gene: qsox1
Product: quiescin Q6 sulfhydryl oxidase 1
Exons: 13
Coding region: 111-2474 (787 amino acids)
Biological process (GO): protein folding
Cellular component (GO): Golgi membrane
Molecular function (GO): flavin-dependent sulfhydryl oxidase activity; protein disulfide isomerase activity
Source: RefSeq, a predicted model, not a curated record
AAAAAGUUGUGUGGAGGUUUGUGAGUGUGUGAGUGUGUGAGUGUGUGUGUGUGUUUCUCUGACACGGAGGUGAAACUUCUCCCCGGUUUCCUGCAGCUUCUGACGGGAAGAUGGCGCGGCGCGGCGGCCGUGCCACGUCUCGGAUCCCCGGAGAGAUGAGCCAGGUCGCCCGGUGGUGUGCCUGCCUGCUGGUCCUCUGCUCCGCGGCGCAGGCUGGACUCUACACCGCCUCGGACCAGAUCGUCCUGCUCAGUCCGGACAGUGUGGAGGCGGUCAUGGUGAACUCCACCGCCGCGGUGCUGGCCGAGUUCUACGCUUCAUGGUGCGGGCACUGCAUCGCCUUCUCCCCGGUGUACAAGAGCCUGGCGACGGACAUCAGAGAGUGGAAGCCGGCGGUGCAGCUGGCAGCGGUGGACUGUGCUGCCGAGGAGAACCGGAAGCUGUGCACCGACUUCAGCAUCAGAGCGUACCCCACCAUAAAGUUCUUCCACGCUUACUCCAAGGCUGACUCCACAGGAGCGUCUUUCAGAGCCUCCAGUCACGAUGUGGCCGUGCUCCGUCACAGAGUUAUAGACAAACUGGAGAACCAUCAAGAGCCCUGGCCCCCCGCCUGCCCCCCGCUGGAGCCCACAAGCCAGGCGGAGAUCGACAGCUUCUUCGAGACGAACAACGUGCAGCACCUGGCGCUGAUCUUCGAGGACUCCAAAUCCUACGUCGGCCGAGAGGUGACCCUGGACCUGCUGCAGUUUGAGAACGUGGCGGUGCGCAGAGUCCUGAGCUCUGAAGAAGCUCUGGUGAACAAACUGCAGGUGACGGAGUUUCCAUCCUGCUACCUGUACUCUGCUGCAGGGAACUCCUCCAGACUCCGAGUGAACAUGGAGGCCCGUGUUUUCUACUCAUACGCCCUCCAGAGGCUGCCGGGGGUGGUGCGUUCAGGGAAGCCUCCUCCGGUAAAUGAGGCCGUCCUGAUCAACCGCACCGAGGAGCAGUGGAGACCCUUCAACAGGUCCAGAGUGUACAUGGCUGAUCUGGAGUCGGUGCUGCACUACUCCCUGCGGGUAGAGCUCGCUGCUCACACACUCAUCAGAGGACAGGACCUGACGGCUCUGAGGAAAUACAUCUCCGUACUGACUAAGUUCUUCCCGGGCCGUCCGGUGGUGAUGAACCUCCUGGACUAUGUGAACACUCGGCUGCAGAACCACACGGACAAAGAGAUCUCCUACGAGACGUUCAGAGAGUGGCUGGAUAACACAGAUCAGUCUGCAGACACUGCUCUGCCUGAAGGCGUGAGGUGGGUGGGCUGCCAGGGGUCUCAGCCCCACCUGAGGCGCUACCCCUGUGGGAUGUGGACUCUGUUCCAUGUCCUCACUGUGCAGGCCAAGAGCAUAGGAGGCACAGAUCCGCAGGAGGUGCUGAGCGCAAUGAGAAACUACGUGCACAGCUUCUUCGGCUGCAGGGAUUGUGCCGAGCACUUUGAGAUCAUGGCCAGGGAGAGUCUGGUGGAGGUGAACACGUUUCCAGCCGCCGUCCUGUGGCUGUGGUCCAGACACAACCGCGUCAACAACCGAGUGGCAGGUGCGUUGAGUGAAGACCCAAACUUCCCCAAGGUCCAGUGGCCGUCUCCGGAGAUGUGUCCGACCUGCCACACGGUGAAGGAGAACGGGGAGCACCGGUGGAUCCCGGAGCAGGUCCUGCCCUUCCUGCUGUCACACUUCUCCUCCAGCAGCAUCCUCACAGAUUACCUCGAAGACGAAGACCACAUCCUGAAAAAGCAGCAGGAGAAACACGAGGGUCGUCAGCGAGCGUUAGAGGCUCAGAAACACCUGGACAGGAACACCCGCGAGGCGCUGGACUCCAUCCCACACCCUCUGCCUCCAAAACCUACCCUGCAGGAGGAGGAGGAGGAGGAGGAGGAGGAGGAAGAGGAGGAGGAGGAAGAGGAGAAAGCACCACAGGAGACGAAACCCUGGCCUAAACGCGAGGUCGGGGUGGCAGGAGUCCAGCGGCGCCGGAGGGCCAGCUUCGUGGGGGUGCGGAUGCGGGAGCUGCAGGAGGAAAUCGUGGAUCUGGACAUGUUCGUGAACCAGCACUACGGGGCCAAGGCGCUGGCCUCCAACCGGGUCAAACGGCGCUCCCUGCAGAGGAACAAGGACCGGGAGCCGGGGCCCGUGUUCGGCCUCGGCAUAGAGCUGGACGCCGGGCUGGGCAUGGUGGCUCUGCAGCCCGUGGAGCAGGACUAUGAGCCGGACGUGGGGCGGAGGAGGAAAAGGGAACUGACGGGCCGGUUCUACAACAGGGAGGAGGAGCGGGGCCACGGGGGCCGCUGGAUGUCGGCGCUCAGCAUCGGGUUCUCUAGAGUGGACGUCAGCCUGUGUGUCAUCCUCUACUUCCUGUCCUCCAUGUGCCUCCUUGCCAUGUACCUGUUCUUCAAGAACCGCCUCAGGCUGCGCAGGUUUAAAGUGUCUCUGACCUGAAGAGAGUACAGAGCCUUCAUCCUCAACAAUCAGCAGGGAUCAGGCGGUGGUGGAAAGUACUUUUCUUCAAGAACUGCGGUGUCUUUUGAGGAAGUAUUCCCUUUUUAUGAAUCAAAUACAUUAAAUACCGUGAAAAUAAGACUAUGGUAUAUUAGACUUUAAAGUGAAGGCUGUGCAGAUUUAAGAGAGCUAGUGUUAAACAGAAAUGUGCAAAACAUGAUUUACUACACUAAAAAAAACAAGGUAUUUAUGGAUUUAGUUUACAGCUAACUUCAACACAAGGAAGGUGCUUUAUCUAAAAUAACAAAUACAAGCAUUAGUAAGUCCAACAGAAACACAUCAUUAAAGUAAAGCCAGACCAAAUAGAUCAAUACAGGUAUAAGAAUAAGAGGUUUUAUUUGAAAAUAAUUCUGGCACUAGAGAAAGUUAUUACAUUUGGCGCCUCUUUCACCAGCUGCAACUUCAACAAAUCCAGUGAUAAGAUCUAUAAUACUCUGGAUAAUGCGGGAGUACUUUCUGGGAUAUUCGGAUGCUAACACGUUUGUUCUUCUACUUAAAUGAAGGAGUCCUUCUCUUCUGUCCUUUAGUGCUUCUUCCACCACUGUCUUAAGGGGUACUUUAAGGGGAUGUGUUCAGAUUAGGGCGAUCUUAAGUGGUUCACUUAACUCUCACCUGCAGUGUGUUUAUACUGACCGCGUACAAGAGAUUAACUUCCAAAUUAGUAAUGCAAUGUUGAUCUGGCCUCCGCAGCUCAAAUGUGUGUGAAUAUUAAGGUUUAUUUUCCUGGGUUUCUGCUUGGGGUUGACCCAUUUAUGAAGGAUGAAAUUAAACCCAAUAUGAGAUGAAUUCAUUUUGGGAAUGUGAAGGAAAUAAAUGCAAUUACUGUUUUCUGUACUAAAAGAGGGAGAGUUAAUGGAUUCAUUAUUAUUUUUUAUCUUUUCAAAUUAGGGCAGAAAUGUGCCUAAAGUACUUUGAUACGACCAAAAAUAUUUCCUUCAUUCUUUUAUAUUUUCAUGUAAAAUAUUUGAAUCAUUUGAACUUCAUUUUUAUAAUUAUUUGAUUUAAAGUUCUGUUGUAUCUUAAAUUACAGAGGAACCGUUUCCCCUCCAAUCAAUUAAUGUGUGUGUUGAUUCCUCAUGCAUUGAGUUUAAAGUUAGUGCAUUUAAUUUAAUAAUCAGACGUUUAAAGAAGUCCCUAAAAUGCUUUGUGGGGAUUCUGAGGGUUUGCUUCACGCUGUUGAAUACUGUGACUUUCACCAGAGAGCGGGUCGGUGUUUCUGCUGCGGUGGCUUUACUGUUCAUUACACUGUGUCCCAUCUUUAGUGACAUCACACUGCUGGGGAUGUCUGCCUUCACACUGGACGGGGUUUUAGAAAUAAGCAGGAUUUGUUUUUGGCUCGAGUCCGUGAUGUAAAGCUCAUCUCAAAAACACUGCGGGCUCCACUGCUUCUGUCUGAAUCAAUAAAAUUAUUUUUGAUAAAGA